Ambispora gerdemannii is the source of this 1059-nucleotide messenger RNA. The record is from the annotation of a GenBank genome assembly. NCBI's taxonomy places the organism in Eukaryota, Fungi, Glomeromycota, Glomeromycetes, Archaeosporales, Ambisporaceae.
AUGACAGAAAGUAAAUUAAAAGAAGUCACCUCGUGUCAAAUCGUUCUCGCCUCUCCCAGUCUAACAAUUCCCGAUGGCACCACCUCGUUAGCUAUCAAAGGCAAAAUCUCAUUUACCCUUUCUGCUCCACUGAAACUAAGUCAAAUAGUCCUAAAGUUACACGGUUAUUCGCAGUUUGAUAAUUCCCAGAAAACAGCAAUUACGCGUAACGUUAACGUUAAAGAUUUAGUAAAACAAAAACUUACUGUGGUGAAUAUUACAAAAAAUUAUCCUGCCGGGGAGACAAACCUCCCGUUCGCGCUAAUCAUAAAGACGCCGCAGAACUUACCUGCUACAGUCGAGGGGAAACACGCGCAGAUACGUUAUGUGUUAACCGCGGAACUUACCAAAGCUGGACAUCCUCCGGGUGUUUAUAAGACAUCGAAAAAUGUUAUUAUACGAAAAAGGAUUUUGAAUGCUGAUGGGUUACUAGAUCCGAAUGAGAAAUUAGUAUUGGAAGAUGAGAAAGAGAAUUUGUUGAAAUACAAAGUUUUAAUUUCAAAGUAUUUAAUAGUUAGUGAUACCGAGGGACAAGAUGGAGAUGCCGCAGAACCACGCGGUACAAUUGAAGUCGAGGCCUCGUUUGAGUCACUUGCAGAAAAAACAGGAGUUAAGGAAGUCAAAGUGGAAGCAUUUGAAUAUGAAAUGUACAAUUUCGCCAAAGUUGCUGCAGCUGGUAGUGGGUCAACUCCUAGUAAAACAACAAGUAAAGCGCCGGUUAAACGUACAUCAGCCAAAAUUCCGGCAUUUUCAGCAAUUUCAAUCCAAAAUCCACAUCAUACUAACCCUCUGAUCACACCAGCACUCACCAUACCAAUAACAACCACCGAUUCUGCGUCGCCUGUCGCAAAAUUUGAAAUUCCAAUCACAACGAAGAUGAAACCAGACUCUAACGCGUCAUUUUUGGAAGUGAAACAUGAAAUCGUGUUGACAAUAAGGUUCGAUAAGUUCAUGCUGAUGCCGUUGCAAUUAGAGGUACCAGUGAUUGUGACUACUGAAUCGGCAACAAAAUCAGUAUAG